UCGGCGCCCUGUGACCCCCGCCCCCCGGAGCCCGGAUGUCCGCCGCCAUCGCCGGCCCAGUCGGUGUGCGAGUCGGUGCCGCCGCCAUGAGCCGUCUGCUGUCGUUCUCCCUGCUGCUCCUCCUCGUCUUCCCGCUUAGCCUGGUGCAGCGGGGCCCCGGUGCAGGGCUGUCAUUAGUUGCUGCAGAUGACCCAACAGAAGAUGAAGAAGGUAUAGAUGAUUCUGUAGUGGAAGAUGAAGAUGAUGAAGCAGAAAUAGAAGAGGAUGAUACAACAGACAUUAUGGAAGAUGAAAAAGAAGAGGAAGAGGAGGAAGAAGAUUCCACAUUUGGCGAACCAAAAGCUUCUCCCAAUGCUGACACAACUAUCUUGUUUGUGAAGGGAGAAGAUUUCCCAGCUAACAACAUUGUGAAAUUCUUGGUUGGAUUUACGAACAAGGGUAAUGAAGAAUUUGUGGUGGAAUCUUUGGACGCUUCAUUUCGUUAUCCUCAAGACUACCAGUUUUAUAUUCAGAAUUUUACAGCACUACAGUUGAACACAUUGGUGCAGUCCCAACGUCAAGCAACAUUUGAGUAUUCGUUUAUCCCUGCUGAGCCAAUGGGAGGUCGGCCAUUUGGAUUAGUCAUCAACCUCAACUACAAGGAUGCCAGUGGCAAUAUUUACCGUGAUGCUGUUUUCAACCAGACUGUUACAAUAACUGAGCGAGAGGAUGGUCUGGAUGGGGAAACAAUCUUCUUGUACAUGUUCCUAACUGGCCUUGCGUUACUUGUUGUGGUUGGUAUCCACCAGCUCCUGGAAUCAAGAAAAAGAAGACGGCCAACUACUAAAGUAGAGAUGGGUACAUCUAACCACAACAACGUAGACAUGAGCUGGAUUCCUCAGGAAACCCUGAACCAGAUCAACAAAACUUCCCCAAGAAGGUCUCCCCGUAAGCGAGCGAAGAGGACUGUGGGGUCAGACGAGUAAUGGCUUCAGUUUUUAAUUUUCAGUGUUCGAUCCUGUCCACUUUCAUUUAGCAGUGGAGAUAAUGCCAAGAUGCCAUCUAAAAACAUUAAAAAGUAAUCAAUGGACUGAGCAAUAGAACGUUUAAGAAUAUGUGGUUUUUUGUUGGAAGAGCUUCUCAUCAAACUGCUCUUGAGGGUAGAGAGUUGCUGACUUUUGCCAUUUCAACAUGUUUUGUAUACUUUGAGAAAAUUGCAGCUUUGUCUUUUAAUGUGAACGAUUCUACAGAGCAAAUUGUUUUUGGCUGAUGUACGGUUCCUUAGAUCAUACAAAGAAUUGGAUUCUGCUGGAGAGUUGAUUUUGUGUUCCUUUUGGUGUCGGCCCAAAGGAACUAGAGUUUUUCUUUCAGUGCAGGAUGUUUCAUAUAAACAUGUUGGCAUGUCAUUACUUAGCACAUGUGCAUAAUCAUUGCAUCAACUUUUUUAUCCUGAUUCUGAAUGUUGCAACUCUGGGAUGAAUGCUCUGAACCAGUGUGUAUAGUUAAUGUGGUUUGAGUAAAAGAAACUAGUGCACAGACUUAAGGUCUUGCUCAGCAUCAUAGAAAUGAAUGGAAAUGUGUGAGAGUUCAUCUGUAUCUCUAGGAACUAAAUGAGAUUGCAAUUUGUGUUUUCUAGGGACAGAUAAUAUCAGAAUGAGAAUUUUAUAUUUUUUGACAAACUUGGAAUUUAUGGACUUUUUUUUUUGGAGUGAGCCAUGUGGGGCAAAAUCUAAAGUAAUUUCCAAAUGGACAUCUUUCUCAUUAUUUGGAGACCAUUCUACAAAAUAUACUUAGAGUUUCAAAAACUCAUGCAUUAAGAUGUUUUUGAUUACCUGAAAUGAGCUGUUUUUAAGUGGAUGAGACCUCAUUAAAGUAAACAAGCUGAG
Messenger RNA from Pristis pectinata (smalltooth sawfish), 1865 nucleotides. It is a transcript of the gene ssr1, whose product is annotated as signal sequence receptor, alpha. Gene Ontology annotation, cellular component: endoplasmic reticulum membrane; endoplasmic reticulum. Lineage: Eukaryota; Metazoa; Chordata; Chondrichthyes; Rhinopristiformes; Pristidae. The transcript is spliced from 9 exons. The record is from RefSeq and is a predicted model, not a curated record. Bases 36 to 965 code for a protein of 309 amino acids.